AUGAGACUCCCUCAAUCUUUUUUCUUGCUGGCUGUGGCAGGCUCCUCUGCCCGGGCUAGUAGCGAAAAGGUUGCUCGUCCCCGUGGUGUCUCCCCUGAAUUCUCCAAGUUCUACCAGGACUCCGUAACCUUCACCUGUAUCUCCCAUCCUGCAAUUAAGAUCCCUUUCUCGGCCGUCAACGAUGACUUCUGUGACUGUCCAGACGGUAGUGACGAGCCUGGCACGUCUGCCUGUGCUCACCUCUCGCGCAAUUCACCAUUGUCCGUGGCAGAUCGUCCAGGGCACAGUGAUUUUGAGCUCACACUAGCUCUGCCCGGAUUCUAUUGUAAGAAUAAGGGCCACCGACCAUCAUACGUGCCCUCACAGCGUGUGAACGACGGAAUAUGUGAUUACGAACAGUGCUGUGAUGGCAGUGAUGAGUGGGCACAUGUGGUAGGAACCAAGUGUGAAGACCGUUGCAAGGAGAUUGGCAAAAAGUUUCGCAAGCAGGAAGAGCAGCUGGCGAAGUCUAUGACUACUGCUCUGCGGAAGAAAAAAGAGCUUCUUGUAGACGCUGGAAGACAGCAGAAGGAGAUUGAGAACCAGAUUGCCGAUCUCGAGGUUCAGAUCAAAGCCGCUGAGAUUCAGGUAGAGAACCUGGAGACCUCCCUGAAGCAUGUUGAGGAGGAGGAACGUAAGAUUGUUCGGACUAGUGGCAAGGGUAAGGGCAAGGUUUCUGCUCUAAGUGGUAUCGCCAAGGGUCGUAUUGGUGAGCUACGGGAGGGUCUGGUGACCCUUCGUCAACAGAGAGAUGAAGCCCGUGAGCGGGUGAAGGAGCUUGAAGGCAUUCUUUCCACGUUCAAGGUUGAAUAUAACCCUAAUUUCAACGAUGAAGGUGUCAAACGAGCAGUGCGUAGCUGGGAAGACUAUGCUGUUCGUGGAUUGGUUGAGGAUGGCAAUAGUGCCGAGGAUCGUGACUUGAAUGAGAUUGCCAAACCUGAUGGCAAAGACUCUGGUAUUGACUGGGAGCACUGGGACAACCAAGAGGAUGGUUGCAAUGACUCUGAUCUGAUUUACAAGUUUGCAGCUUAUCUCCCACCCACCCUGGUUGAAUUUAUCGAAGAUAAGGCCGUUUCUAUCAGAUCAUUUCUAGAAGAGAAUGGAGUCCUGGCCAAAUCUGAAGAUGAAUCAACAUCCGAAUCCAAAGCUGUGACAGAGGCGCGCGAUGCCGUCAAGGCUGCCGAAGAUUCUUUGAACGAUCUCAAGAACAAGAUCCGUGAUGAACGUGCUGAUCUUGAGAUGGACUACGGCAAAGCUUCUAUUUUCCGGGCUCUUAAGGGUCACUGCGUCUCCAAAGAUGCUGGUGAAUAUACAUAUGAGCACUGCUUCCUAGACAGCACGAAGCAGAACCAAAAGAAGGGCGGCUCCUCCAUGUCUAUGGGCAAAUUCGUCCGAAUUGGAUCUACCAGUGUGGAAGAACUCAACGAGGCCGGCGAGAUAGUCACUGUGGAAAAGGUCGCACUUGAGUAUGAGCGUGGUCAAUCUUGCUGGAACGGACCCCAGCGAUCCACCAAGGUUGUUUUGGAAUGUGGCGAGGAGAACGAGAUUCUGAAGAUAGCUGAGGAUGAGAAGUGUGUGUAUUCUAUGCUGGUGACUACCCCUGCUGUUUGUGCUGGUGGUGAGGAGUUUGAUGAUGCUCCCCGCGCGAAAGAUGAGCUGUGA
Penicillium taxi is the source of this 1701-nucleotide messenger RNA. RefSeq lists its product as uncharacterized. The record is from RefSeq and is a predicted model, not a curated record. Lineage: Eukaryota; Fungi; Ascomycota; Eurotiomycetes; Eurotiales; Aspergillaceae. Gene Ontology annotation, cellular component: glucosidase II complex. Gene Ontology annotation, biological process: N-glycan processing. The transcript is spliced from 3 exons. Bases 1 to 1701 code for a protein of 566 amino acids.